This is a messenger RNA of Gadus chalcogrammus (walleye pollock), 7329 nucleotides long. RefSeq names its product DNA topoisomerase 2-alpha-like. Gene Ontology annotation, molecular function: DNA topoisomerase type II (double strand cut, ATP-hydrolyzing) activity; ATP binding; DNA binding. Gene Ontology annotation, biological process: resolution of meiotic recombination intermediates; sister chromatid segregation; DNA topological change. Bases 152 to 4924 code for a protein of 1590 amino acids. Gene Ontology annotation, cellular component: nucleus. The record is from RefSeq and is a predicted model, not a curated record. The transcript is spliced from 34 exons. Lineage: Eukaryota; Metazoa; Chordata; Actinopteri; Gadiformes; Gadidae.
UGACCUUUUGGCGGGGACUGGAUUUCAUAGUUUCAAAUUUAGUACAAGGAGAGCGCUGUUUCAGUUAGGUGUUUCGUGGGCUACGAAGUUCUGGUUUAUAGUUUUAAUUCCAUAUGUUCUUUGUCAGGCCGGUACAAAUCAAAAAGUAAUAAUGGCUGAAGAACCACUGAAGAGCUUGUUCGAUAACAAGCAGAAGGAGAAGUCUAAGAAGAACGAAAAUAGGCUUUCGGUUGAGAGGAUCUACCAGAAGAAGACCCAGCUUGAGCACAUCCUCCUCCGACCUGACUCCUACAUCGGCUCUGUGGAGCCCGUCACGCAGCAAAUGUGGGUGUAUGAUGAAGAUGAGGGACUGAACUCUCGUGAUGUCUGCUUCGUACCGGGGCUGUACAAGAUCUUUGACGAGAUACUUGUGAACGCCUCGGACAACAAGCAGCGAGACAAGGGCAUGUCCAUCAUCAAGAUCAAUAUUGACCCUGAGAACAACCUGAUCAGUGUGUGGAACAACGGGAAGGGGAUCCCUGUGGUGCAGCACAAGGUAGAGAAGGUCUUUGUUCCAGCCCUUAUCUUCGGACAGCUCCUCACCUCCAGUAACUACGACGACGACCAGAAGAAAGUAACCGGUGGACGUAACGGUUACGGAGCUAAGCUCUGCAACAUCUUCAGCACCAAGUUCACGGUGGAGACUGCAUGCAAGGAGUCCAAAAAGAGUUUCAAGCAGUCCUGGUACGACAACAUGGGCCGGACCAGUGAUUCCACGAUCAAGGCCUUUGAGGGCGAAGAGUUCACCUGCAUCACCUUCCAGCCUGACCUGGCCAAGUUCAAGAUGAGCAUGCUGGACAAAGACACUGUGGCCCUCAUGACGAGGCGAGCCUACGACAUCGCCGGCGCCUCCAAGGGCAUCCGCGUUAUCCUCAAUGGCAAGAAACUGCCCGUGACCGGGUUCCGCAGCUACGUGAACAUGUACCUGAAGGACAAGAUGGACGAGGCGGGCCAGCCACUCACCGUGGUUCAUGAGGUGGUGAACGACCGCUGGGAGGUGUGCCUCGCCAUGAGCGAGAAGGGCUUCCAGCAAGUCAGCUUCGUCAACAGCAUCGCGACCACCAAGGGCGGGAGACAUACCGACCAUGUGGCCGACCAGGUGGUCUCCAAGCUAAUCGGCGUGGUGAAGAAGAAGAACAAGGCAGGGGUGGUGGUGAAGCCCUUCCAGGUGAAGAACCACCUGUGGCUGUUUGUCAACUGUCUGAUCGAGAACCCCACCUUCGACUCUCAGACCAAGGAGAACAUGACCCUGCAGCCGAAGAGCUUCGGCUCCACCUGCUCCCUCAGCGAGCAGUUCAUCAAGCAGGCGACAGCAUGCGGGGUGGUUGAGAGCAUCAUGAACUGGGUGAAGUUCAAAGCCCAGACGCAGCUCAACAAGAAGUGCUCCGCUGUCAAGCACUCCAAGAUCAAGGGUGUGCCCAAGUUGGACGACGCCAACGACGCCGGUGGGAAGAACUCGUCCGGCUGCACGCUGAUCCUCACCGAGGGGGACUCGGCCAAGACGCUGGCCGUGUCCGGGCUGGGAGUGGUUGGCCGGGACCGCUACGGGGUAUUCCCUCUCCGGGGAAAGAUGCUCAACGUACGGGAGGCCUCUCACAAACAGAUUAUGGAGAACGCUGAAAUCAACAACAUCAUCAAGAUCCUGGGUCUGCAGUACAGGAAGAACUACAGUGACCCAGAGUCCUUGAAGAGCCUGCGCUACGGAAAGCUCAUGAUCAUGACAGAUCAGGAUCAAGAUGGCUCCCACAUCAAGGGCCUCCUCAUUAACUUCAUCCACCACAACUGGCCCUCUUUGCUGCACCAUCCCUUCUUGGAGGAGUUCAUCACACCCAUCAUCAAGGCCACUCUGAAGAAGACAGUGCUGUCUUUCUACAGUAUCCCAGAGUUUGACGAGUGGAAGGACAACCAGCCCAACUACAAAUCUUGGAAAGUUAAAUACUACAAAGGUUUGGGUACCAGCACGUCGCAGGAAGCCAAGGAGUACUUCUCAGACAUGCAGAGACAUCGCGUUACCUUCAAGUACAGCGGCCCUGAAGACGACGAAGCAAUCACCUUGGCCUUUAGCAAGAAGAAGGUGGACGAGCGCAAGGUGUGGCUCACCAACUUCAUGACGAACCGGCGUCAGCGCAGGGAACACAACCUGCCUGAGGAGUACCUCUACGGCAAGGCCACCAAGUCCCUGUCCUACAACGAUUUUGUCAACAAGGAGCUGGUGCAGUUCUCCAACUCGGACAACGAGCGCUCCCUCGCCUGCCUGGUGGACGGCUUUAAGCCGGGCCAGAGGAAGGUGCUGUUCAGCUGCAUCAAGAGGAACGACAAGCGGGAGGUGAAGGUAGCCCAGCUGGCCGGCUCGGUGGCAGAGAUGUCUGCCUAUCACCACGGAGAGAUCUCUCUGAUGAUGACCAUCGUCGGCCUGGCUCAGAACUUUGUGGGGAGCAACAACUUGAAUCUGCUGCAGCCCAUGGGUCAGUUCGGCACUCGGCUCAACGGCGGCAAGGACUCUGCCAGCCCUCGAUACAUCUUCACCAUGCUCAGUCCUCUGACCCGGCUGAUCUUCCCCCCCGUGGACGACAACCUGCUCAAGUACAACUACGACGACAACCAGCGGGUGGAGCCCGAGUGGUACAUCCCCAUCCUGCCCAUGGUGCUGGUGAACGGCGCGGACGGCAUCGGCACCGGCUGGGCCAGCAAGAUCCCCACCUACGACGUCCAGGAGAUCGUCAGCAACCUGAACCGCAUGCUGGAUGGCCAGGAGCCCCAGCCCAUGCUUCCCAGCUUCAAAGGGUUCCGCGGUGGUGUAGAUCAACUGGAGGCCAACCAGUACCUGAUAAGUGGAGAGGUGGCCAUCCUCGACUCCACCACCAUCGAGAUCUCCGAGCUGCCAGUCAAAACCUGGACGCAGACCUACAAGGAGAACGUUCUGGAGGCCAUGCUGAUGGGCACGGACAAGAUUCCCGCUCUGAUCACGGACUACAAGGAGUACCACACGGACACCACAGUGCGCUUCGUGGUCAAGAUGGCGGAGGAGAAGCUGCUGGAGGCCGAGGCGGCCGGCCUCCACAAGGUGUUCAAGCUCCAGAACACGCUCACCUGCCACUCCAUGGUGCUGUUUGACUACGCGGGCAGCCUGCAAAAGUAUGAGUCGGUGAUGGACAUCCUGAGGGAGUUCUUCAAGCUCAGGAUGAAGUACUACGGCCUGAGGAAGGAGUGGCUGCUGGGCAUGCUGGGCGCAGAGAGUUCCAAGUUCAGCAACCAGGCCCGCUUCAUCCUGGAGAAGAUCCAGGGCACCCUGGUCAUCGAGAACAAGCCCAAGAAGGAGCUGAUCUCCAUGCUGGCGGAAAUGGGCUAUGACUCAGACCCGGUCAAGGUCUGGAAGGGCGCUCAGAAGACUGAGGAAGAGAUGGAGGGCAGAACCGGUGAUGAGGAGGAGAAGGAGGACACCACUGGGCCGGACUUCAACUACCUGCUGAGCAUGCCCAUGUGGUACCUCACCAAGGAGAAGAAGGAGGAGCUGUGCAGGCAGAGAGACGCCAAGAUGACUGAGCUGAACACGCUCGAGAAGAAGACUGCCCCUGAUCUGUGGAGAGAGGACCUUGCUGCCUUCAUGGAGGAACUUGAGCGUGUGGAGCAGCGGGAGAAGGAGGAGAGCGCCUCGGUGCCGGUGGUGAAGGGCAAGACGGGCCGGGCCAAGCCGGUGAAGGUGAAGCAGGAGACGAUGCCCACGCCGCAGGGCCGCCGCGUCGUCCCGCGCAUCACCGCCGCCGUCAAGGCCGACGCCAGCCGCAAGGCGGGCGAAGCCAAGCGUGGUCGCAAGGUCAAGACUGAAGUGGCGAUGAAGAUAGAGUUUGACGGGGAGCAGGAGAACACACUAGAGUCCGUUCCGCUGGCUAAACGAGUCAAGGCCAGUGCCAAGGAGAAGGCUGCAUCCAAGACUGGCAAGCAGACCAAGGCCCCCACCAGGAAGAGCCCCUGGUCCAGCGAGGCGCCGUCUGAGUCCGGCAGCGAGAUGGAGGUGUCUGCAGAGAUGGACGAGCCUGUGGCCCCAAGGGACAUGGUUGAGCGGAAGAGCAAAGCUGCCGUCAAAUACAGCCUGUCGGACAGCGAGGACGAGUUUCACGACUGGAAGAAGGCCAGCGCCCCCAAGCCUAGGGUGUUUGAGAGCGACGACGACUCCUACCUGCCCGAGCCCAGCGUGGCGGUGAGCGAACCCACGACGGUCAAGGAAGACGAGAGCAAGUCGAGCUCUCAGUCUCAGUCUGACGGCUCAAAGCCCCCAGCCAAGUCCAGGGCCAAGACGGCAGCCCCUAAGAAGGCCCCCGCCACCAAGAAGGCCCCUGCCGCCAAGAAGACCCCCGCCACCAAGAAGGCCCCGGUGGCCAGAAAGAAGACUGCAGACGCAAAACAGCCCUCUAUCAUGGAUGCCCUGACCAAGGCCAAAACGGUAUCCAAGACCGCAGCCAAGGCUAAGCUGUCGGCCGACUCCAGCGACGAUGAGGCCCCGCCCAAGGCCCUGGCCACCAAGGUGAAGCCCCCUGCAAAGCGCAAGCAGAUCAGAGACAGCGACUCCAGUGACGAUGAGGCCCCGCCCAAGGCCCUGGCCACCAAGGUGAAGCCCCCUGCAAAGCGCAAGCAGAUCAGAGACAGCGACUCGGAAAGCAACGACUCGGGCAGCGAGUCCGAUAACCUCAUGGCGCGCAUCCGCGGCAAGACCACCACCGCCGCAGCCAGUAAGAAAGCCAAGAAGUGGGAUGAUGACAGCUUCAGGGUAUCUGACAAGGAGGAUGCCGCUUCGGUUGCCGUGGCAGCGAGAGACAAGCCCUCGCGUACCAAGAAGCCUAUGUCAUACAAGUUGGACUCCGACUCGGAUGAAGAAUUUGGGUUUUAAUGGGGAUUCUGAAUUUCAAAGUUCUGGUCAUAUAACCUUGUUUUUUUAAAGAUGAAAUGGCCUGCAAUCAAUGUUUUGGCCCCCUUACAAAUGUUUUAAAAAAAAAUAGGUUUGUAAUGGUUUAAUGCUUAAUUGUUUUCUGUUUAGUUCUUGUAAAUAUUUCAGUGGUUGUCUGUUUUACACAAUAAAUUCAUUUAUACGGUAAGGACUGGACUUCAAGCAUCUUGGAUCGCCUCUCCAUUCUGCCUCCAGACUGCGGGACCUUGGUUUCCAAAUGACCUGCAAAAUUUGCUCUCAUUAGAAUAGACGGCAUUGGACAACUGAGCAACAGACUACUCCCUUUUUUCUUUGGCCUAGGUAAGACCGUUCUGACGUUUGUUGUUCAUGAGCAGCUUGACAAGAGGAAUAUGACAAGCCUAUGUCCCGGAUCCGUCCUUGUGUGAUGGCUCUUAAUGCAGUAGCUCCAGCCUCAGUCCACUCCUUGUGAAGCUCCCCCACACUAUUUGGUAGGACGUAUCCCUUUUUUUAUGAGACUUAAAACAAGUCAACCAUUACCUUAAAACGUAUCUUUGCCAUGCAUUGAAAGGCUUCAAUAAAUAACUACAAGUUAUUUGAAAUACUAAAGGGCAGACUUUAAUCAGUUUUCCUUAAAGGGACACUUCACCCAUUUUCAUUAAGCUUUGUAUCGUUAGAAACCCAGUCAUAUUUUUGAAUGGUCGUGCAUCAUUCCCUUAUUUUCUGGAGAGACUGAAGAGAUCCGUAUCGAUCUCCAACACUUCCUGUUUAAAAUGACGCAAUAUGAAGAGUUUUGAGUAGAAGUAAAUAGGAAGUGUAAGAGGGGAGGAUUCUCUUAAGACUACAACCACUAGUCCCACCCCUGGAUGGCUAGUCACUACAAAAACGUAGUGACUAGCCAUCCCAAUAUCAUCCCACUGCAGACACAAAUGGACACUUCUCGUGUGGUGGGAGUUCCCGUUUACUCAGACUGGAACGCCCCCUUCUUAUUCUUCGUCGCCUUUCUCGCUGAACUGUAUUAAAAUUUCAAAGUGUACUACUCCGAAACCAUGUAAAUAGUGUUGUAAAUAAACUUCCAAAGCUUUUCAAAUCUUAUUUGGCAAAUAACUUAACAUGGUGUGUCUUUUUACAAUUUAUUCGUUACCAGCAUUCGUAGUGUUGAUCAGCAGUGAAAUAGUCUGCUAUAAGACGUUGACGUCGCUUAGCAACCGAAGACGCUGGGGUUGACAAGUUACCGGACUGCUACCCUUGCAAGUGAACGGAGCGUUCCAUGGCAUUGAGAAGACCAGUGUAAUAAAGGCCUAUAAAAUGUCUGUUUAUGGCAUAGAUUUCUCCUCAGAUUAGGCCAAUAAAGCAAUGAUAACAAAAACAAAAAAAACACAAACGCUCGAUCAAAGGCCCCCUCUCCCUCGGGUCAAUCAAAACCCUCAUUGUUUAACAUGAAUUGGCUAAACAAAUGACCACUGUACCAUAUUUAAACACAAUUCAAAUUGUGCAGAGAAUUAUUUUCAUUGGUCAUUCUCAGUGGCGGCUGGCGUCGUGGGCACAGUAACAGACAGGGGGUCUGAGGUUCCCCCCCAUUUUGGGGAUGGCCACUACUUAUUUACCUGCUUUUCAUUCAGAUUCAUAGCCUCCAUCCUGACUUGCAGGGCCUGGACAAGCUUACACUGCAUAUACAGACCUACUUCAUGGCCAUUCCACCAGCCAUUGCUAUUUGACCCAUUGUUGUUAUUCUGAUAUUGAGACAAAUCAUGAACACUGUCCUAUAGCGUCCAUUUUUUUUGAGUCUCAAUGUCUACUUCAAAUGCAGUUAGAAAUAUGGGACAGUUGCUUCAUUUUGUUUAUAUGCUACAGGCCGAAAGACUAAAUUAAUAUUAAACUUACUUGCUUCUUUUAAGUAUAACAUUGCUUGGGGAGUCCAAUUCCUCCACUGAAAAGGGUGGAAAGUGCUUACAACUCUGCUAGGUAGCGAUCUAUGACACUGUUUUUUAUUGGUCGUCAUGAAAAAAACAAAAGGGGUAACACUGUCGAUAUUUAUCAAUUAAAAAAUAGGGGUUAACACUGUUUUUUUUUCCACACACUAGUUUUAAUCAAAUGAAACAUGAGGGGUAACACUGUCUUUUUAAUCAAAUGAAACAAGGGGUAGCACUGUCGUUUUAAUCAAAUGAAACAUGAGGGGUAACACUGUCUUUUUUAUCAAAUGAAACAUAAGGGGUAACACUGUCGUUUUUUAUCGGUCGUCAUGAAAAAAACAUAAGGGGUAACUGUCAUUUUUAUCAAAUGAAACAUGAGGGUUGACAUUGUCAUUUUUCUUUGGUCGUCAUGAAAAAACCAUAAGGGGUAACACUGUCGAUAUUCAUCAAAUAAAACGGGUUAACACUGUUGUUUUU